AUGUCAAGCGAACAAGAGACUGAUCAAGCAAUCGAAAUCUGGAGGUACCGUAAAUUACUUACGAUGCUCGCCAAUUCAAGGGGUGCAGGUACUUCAUGUAUCACCCUUAUUCUACCUCCAAGAUCUCAAAUAUCCCAAGCAAGUAAUAUGUUAACCACUGAAUACGGUACUGCUUCAAACAUCAAAUCUCGUGUUAACAGGUUAUCUGUGUUAUCAGCUAUCACUUCAACUCAACAAAAGCUCAAACUCUACAACCGAGUUCCCGACAAUGGUCUGUGUGUAUUCGUCGGUACUGUUCUUAACGAUGAAGGAAAAGAAAAGAAGAUCUCAUUCGCUCUUGAACCUUUCAAACCCAUCAACACUUCAUUGUAUAUGUGUGACAGUAGAUUCCAUGUUGAAGCUCUAGAAGAAUUAUUGGAGAAUGACUCAAAAUGGGGUUUCAUCAUCAUCGAUGGUAACGGAGCUCUAUUCGGCACUUUAUCCGGUAACACUCGUGAAGUUGUACACAAAUUCACCGUUGAUUUACCAAAGAAACAUGGUCGAGGUGGUCAAUCCGCUUUACGUUUCUCACGUCUUCGAGAAGAGGCCAGACGAAAUUAUGUACGAAAAGUCGCUGAAAUGUCUGUACAACAUUUCAUCACUGCCGAUAAAGUGAAUGUAGCAGGAUUGGUUCUGGCUGGUAGUGCAGAAUUGAAGACUGAUUUAAGUGGAAGUGAUCUGUUCGAUCCUAGAUUAUUGGCUAAAGUAGUUAAAAUCGUUGAUGUUUCAUACGGUGGUGAAAAUGGUUUCAACCAAGCUAUUGAAUUAGCAGCAGAUUCACUCGCCAAUGUUAAAUUCGUACAAGAGAAGAAACUUAUCCAAAAAUACUUUGAUGAAAUCGCUCUCGAUACUGGAAAAUACUGCUUUGGUAUCACUGAUACCCUCAAGGCUUUGGAUAUGGGUGCUGUGGAAACCUUGAUCGUUUGGGAACAACUGGAUGUCGUUAGAAACACCUUGAGAAACGCUGCUGGUGAAGAAGUAAUUGUAUUCGCUUCACCAGGUGAGAAAGAUCGAGAGAAGUUUAUGGAUAAAUCAACUGGAACAGAAAUGGAAUCAGCUGCUGAACCUCAACCAUUACUCGAAUGGUUCGCCGAGAGAUAUAAGGAAUUCGGAGCUACAUUGGAGUUCGUAACCAAUAAAUCUCAAGAAGGUUCACAAUUCGUCAAAGGUUUCGGUGGUAUUGGUGGUAUUUUGAGAUACAAAGUAGACUUCACUGAGUUGGGUGAUUUAGAUGAUGAAGAUGAUGAAUUUUACGGUUCUGAUGAGGACAGUGACAUCUAA
Kwoniella shivajii is the source of this 1320-nucleotide messenger RNA. Its product is annotated as peptide chain release factor 1, archaeal and eukaryotic forms. The record is from RefSeq and is a predicted model, not a curated record. The transcript has 11 exons. The coding region runs from base 1 to 1320 and encodes 439 amino acids. Gene Ontology annotation, cellular component: translation release factor complex; cytosol. Gene Ontology annotation, molecular function: sequence-specific mRNA binding; translation release factor activity, codon specific. Gene Ontology annotation, biological process: cytoplasmic translational termination. NCBI's taxonomy places the organism in Eukaryota, Fungi, Basidiomycota, Tremellomycetes, Tremellales, Cryptococcaceae.